This is a messenger RNA of Angiostrongylus costaricensis, 1017 nucleotides long. NCBI's taxonomy places the organism in Eukaryota, Metazoa, Nematoda, Chromadorea, Rhabditida, Metastrongylidae. The record is from the annotation of a GenBank genome assembly.
AUGAUUCUUCGAUUAGUGUGGAUAGUACCAUUUGUCCUGUCACAGUAUAAUUUUGGCCAGAAUAUACCAAAUGGAGCCAAUCCAUCGUAUCCUGCUGACCAUGGCAUGUCUAGAGGUGUCGUCAAGCAAAUUCUCACUCCGUACAACAUCUCUUUGAACGUAAGAGCUUCUCCAACCCUUUUUUUCAGCAACAAUGGAGUGACGAUCCAGUUCCAACUUCGAGGCUAUUCCAACCCGCAAUCAGCACUGCCCAAUGGUUGGACGUGCGUAUGUCCGUCUGGCUACAACUGCAAUUACCUCAAGAGUCCACCCACAUGCUAUUUCGGCUUCACAUUCAUCAUCUCAGCUCCAGACACUUCUGUGCGUCAUCUCGCAACCGAUUUCAUCACGCUGGACACCAACGGUCAGUUGCCAAGUGCGCAACGAAACGGAUGGGAUCAGAACUAUAUAGUACAAUUACCAAGCAAACCAUCAGCAAUCGACAUCUUUGUUCACCAUCUGGGUGCGGUGAUCAAUCAGGCUGACGGUUCGUUGGUCUCCGUGGACACGCUGACACACGUCGACACCUUCGUCGUGCCGCUCUCGGAUGCCCUACCAGCCGUCGGUGGCGUGCAGAGUAUGAGCCAGCAACACGCCUACCAAGGAAAAUUGCUGGGAACAACGCUCUACCUAUCGUAUUCUAUUUCGUGCACCGGUUCACUGAUCGGACCUAACUGCGAUCUCACUUGCUCGCAGUCGCCAAUCAGUCUUAACACAGCGUCUUGUCGUUCAAAUGCCACCGGAUUUUUCUACGUUUGCAUCUUUCAAUCUGGAGGACAGGUGGAUAACUGCAAAAGCUGUCCAUGGGGUAUAAAGGAGAGCACCUACUGUCAGGACGAGGAAGGCGGCGUUCUUGACCCAUACCAUGCAGGAGUAGUGGACAAUGGCUACCGUACAGCUACCAUUGUCCUCUCAAUUAUCUCUAUGAUCUUCUUCAUACUUUUUAUAUUGGCACUAGUUACCGUCUGCAUACUGUAA